Odobenus rosmarus divergens (Pacific walrus) is the source of this 776-nucleotide messenger RNA. RefSeq names its product probable inactive serine protease 58-like. The record is from RefSeq and is a predicted model, not a curated record. Gene Ontology annotation, biological process: proteolysis. Lineage: Eukaryota; Metazoa; Chordata; Mammalia; Carnivora; Odobenidae. The coding region runs from base 38 to 664 and encodes 208 amino acids. The transcript has 4 exons. Gene Ontology annotation, molecular function: serine-type endopeptidase activity.
UGACCUGAACUUACCAGAAGAUUUUACUAUUCCUUACAUGGUCUAUCUGCAGUCCAGCUCAGAACCCUGUGUGGGAUCUCUCAUUCACCCUGAAUGGGUAUUGACGGCUGCCCACUGCCCCUUACCGGUUAAAAUCCGACUGGGAGUUUAUCAACCCAGCAUCAGAAAUAAGAAAGAGCAGAUACGGAAUUACUCACUGAUUAUCCCCGCCCCUGAGUUCAAGGCACAGUCACUGGAGAAUGACCUGAUGCUGAUAAAACUCUCCAAGGCUGCUGUACUCAACUCCCAUGUGGGGACCAUAGCCAUAUCUAUGGAGCCCUUAACAUUUAAUGAUUCCUGCUUUAUCCCAACCUGGACUUGGAAUGAAUACAAAAACCUUAGUGACCCUGACAUCCUGACUUGGAUAAAUCAACCUUCUCAUCCCUUUGAUGACUGCAGGAAUAUGGCAGGACAGAGAAUGGCAGUGCACAUCAUGUGUGUGGGACAACCUUUAAACAUCAUAUCUAAAGCUAAGGAAGUCUCAGCUGCUCCAGCCAUCUGCAAUGGGAGGCUGCAUGGAAUCUUGUCCUGGGACAAAGGAAGUGUCACCCUGGGAAGUGAAGGGUUCUUCACAGAAGUUCAUCACUAUGCAAGAUGGAUCAUGAAAACUAUUAAUACCCACUGAGGCGCUCCAUUCCUCUGUCCCCCAGGGCAACAUCUUCAUGAUUUCUAUACUGAAUUCACAACUCUCUUGAUCUUUCUUUUCUUGGACAUAAUCCAAAUAGAAAACAUUCAGU